Messenger RNA from Sus scrofa (pig), 4436 nucleotides. The record is from RefSeq and is a predicted model, not a curated record. NCBI's taxonomy places the organism in Eukaryota, Metazoa, Chordata, Mammalia, Artiodactyla, Suidae.
GUGCCCAACGGUUGCUGGCGCAGCUCGCGUGGAGCUGCGGCGGCCAGAGACCCGGGGCCCGAGGAGCGGGCGUGGGCGGGGCAGCGUCGGGCGCUGUCGCUGCCGCCACCGAGUCGGAGCCGCCCCCGUCUCCGCCGCCGCCGCCUGGUCGACGCAGGUGCGGCCGCCGCGCCCGCCGGCGCCCCCGCGGGGAUGGGGCCGGUCUCUUAGGAUGAGGCGUUGGUCGCAGAUAAGAACAAAAAGCCUAAAUAGGGAAGCAUUCAUAUUUCAAGAUCUCUAAGAAGAGGUAGCACAUAUUUAAUAUGGAACAAAAACCUUGUGAAGCAAAUAAUGAAGAGCUCUUGUCAAGUAGUGGCAUCACAUCCAAUGCAGGUUCUUCAGGUCCAUUUUUUAUGCCAUCUAUCCGUGGAACAAUAAUUGAAAACACAUCUUCAACCGGGACUUUGACGCAAAUUCCUUUUUUCCCUAAAUAUGAGGUGGAACUUGAUUCUCACAGAAAAGUCAUUCCUUACCCUGGAAAAGAACACAUUGAACGUGUUUUGGAAGAAUAUUCACAUCAAGUCAAAGAUUUGCAGAGAAGACUAAAUGAAAGCAAUGAAUUGCAUGAGAAACAAAAGUUUUACUUAAGACAGUCAGUCAUUGAUUUGCAAACAAAACUUCAAGAGAUGCAGAUGGAGAGGGAUGCCAUGGCUGACAUCAGACGAAGGGAGAGUCAGUCCCAGGAGGAUUUAAGAAAUCAGCUUCAAAAUACAGUUCAUGAACUCGAAGCUGCCAAAUGCCUUAAGGAGGAUAUGCUGAAAGAUAGCAACACCCAGAUAGAGCAGCUGAGAAAGAUGAUGCUUGGUCAUGAGGGAGUGCUUCAAGAAAUCCGAUCAGUCCUAGUUGACUUUGAAGAGGCCUCAGGCAAGAAAAUAUAUGAACACGACAGCAUGUCUACCCUCCACUUCCGCAGCAUGGGCUCAGCUAUUAGUAAAAUCCUAAGAGAAUUAGACACAGAGAUUUCUUAUCUUAAAGGGAGGAUAUUUCCAGUAGAGGAUCAGCUCGAAGCGCUGAAAUCUGAAUCACAGAACAAAAUGGAACUACUUCUUCAACAACAUCAAGAUAGGAUUGAGCAGUUAAUAAAUGAACAUGAAAUUGAAAUAACAGGACUUACUGAGAAAGCCAGCAGUGCUCGGAGCCAAGCUAAUAGUAUCCAGAGUCAACUGGAAAUCAUUCAAGAACAAGCAAGAAACCAAAAUUCAAUGUAUAUGCGUCAACUCAGUGACCUAGAAUCUACUGUUUCUCAACUACGUUCUGAAUUAAGAGAAGCCAAAAGGAUGUAUGAAGACAAGAUAGAAGAGCUGGAGAAGCAGUUAGUUCUUGCGAACUCAGAGCUAACAGAAGCACGGACAGAGCGUGAUCAGUUCAGUCAGGAAUCUGGAAAUCUGGACGAUCAACUUCAAAAGCUCUUGGCUGAUCUGCAUAAGCGAGAGAAGGAGCUGAGUCUGGAGAAGGAGCAGAACAAGCGUCUGUGGGACAGGGACACAGGCAACAGCAUCACCAUUGACCACCUGCGGCGGGAGCUGGACGACAGGAACAUGGAGGUGCAGCGCCUGGAGGCCCUUCUCAAGGCCAUGAAGAGCGAGUGCCAGGGCCAAAUGGAGCGGCAGAUGGCAGCAAUUCAGGGAAAGAAUGAAAGUCUAGAGAAAGUGUCCUCCUUGACGGCCCAACUGGAAUCCACCAAAGAGAUGCUCCGCAAAGUAGUGGAAGAGUUGACAGCCAAGAAGAUGACCCUGGAGAGCUCCGAGAGGACCGUGUCUGACCUGACAGCUUCUCUGCAGGAAAAAGAGAGGGCCAUCGAGGCCACCAACUCGGAGAUCCUGAAGCUGCGCUCCCGGGUGGACCUGAAGCUGCAGGAGCUGCAGCACCUGAAGAAUGAGGGGGAUCACCUCCGAGACGUGCAGACCGAGUGCGAGGCCCUCAAGCUGCAGAUGGCAGAGAAGGACAAAGUCAUCGAGAUCCUGCGGCAGCAGAUUGAGAACAUGACCCAGCUGGUGGGCCAGCACGGCCGGACGGCUGGCGCCAUGCAGGUGGAGAAGGCCCGGCUGGAGAAGGAGGUCGGCGACCGGAGGCUGGAGCUGCAGGAGCUGAAGAUUUUGAAAGAUAAAAAAGAUGCAAAGAUACGGGAGCUUGAGGCCAGAGUGAGUGACCUGGAGCUGGAAAAGGUGAAGCUGGUGAAUGCAGGUUCUGAGCGGCUCCGUGCAGUGAAGGACAUCAAACAAGAGAGAGAUCAUUUAUUAAGUGAGGUGAAAACCAGUAGGAAUGAGUUAAACAGUCUUACAGAGGACUAUGAAGUCUUAAAAAGGAAUUUUCGAAACAAAAGUGAAGAAAUGGAAACUACGACAAAUAAGCUGAAAAUGCAAUUAAAAUCUGCACAGUCUGAGCUAGAACAAACAAGAAAUACAUUAAAGUCCAUGGAAGGAUCUGAUGGUCAUGCUAUGAAAGUGGCAAUGGGGAUGCAAAAGCAAAUUACAGCUAAAAGAGGUCAGAUAGAUGCCCUUCAGAGCAAGAUACAAUUUUUGGAAGAGGCAAUGACAAACGCAAACAAGGAAAAGCAUUUUCUAAAAGAAGAGAAGACUAAAUUAAGCCAGGAAUUGAGUACUGUUGCAACAGAGAAAAACAAGAUGGCUGGAGAACUAGAGGUCCUGAGAUCCCAGGAACGCCGUUUGAAAGAAAAGGUUGCUAAUAUGGAAGUUGCUCUUGAUAAGGCAUCUUUGCAGUUUGCAGAAUGUCAGGAUAUAAUACAGCGUCAGGAGCAAGAAUCUGUGCGCCUGAAACUUCAACACACUUUGGAUGUAAAAGAGCUUCAGGGCCCUGGAUAUACCUCAAAUUCUUCUGUGAAACCACGCCUUCUACAGCCGUCAUCUGCUGCCCGUUCUCAUUCUAAUAUACCAUCUUCCCAAUCCACAGCCAGCUUCCUGUCUCAUUUUGCAGUCUUACUCCUGCUGUACCAGAUAUCCUGGAACUUAACAUCCUUUGGUUCAACCUCACCCAGAGAUUAUAAAUUUAUUUAGGGGAAAAGAAUGAACUCUAACCUGACUACAUGGGGAACAUAUCUGGGAUUCUCACAGCUUCUGCCAUAAACUGUUAGCCAAUCCUCCCCUUUGCCACCCAGUCUUGCCCCGGCCUUUGAAAAUACCCAGGCCUCCAUGUCCUCAGUCUUGCUGGAAUACUCUUGCAGAACAGCUUGUUGCUUCUUGGCUGCUUCUGUGCAGGUACUUGAUGUUGUAGCUUUCUUUGUUCUGCUAAACUAGUUGUAAAUUACCCAUUUGCUUUCCAUCUCCCAAAAUAUUAUCAUCCUUACUCAUCUAAUGUUAUCUCUCCUUUCCUCUUUAUCCUUGUUCAUUUCUUUAGUGUCAUUUUAGUGGGGCCUCAGAUAGAGCAGAAAUAAAUGUCAAGUCUUAUGUUUAAAAGUAGAAUGUUCCUGGGGGUUUGGGUUGGAAAUGCUAGAAAAUUUGGUUGUGAUGAUCAGUGUACAACUAUAAAUGUAAUUGAGUAAUAAAAAAAUGAAAAAAAAGAAUGUUCCUGUGUGCAUCGUUCUGCGUUGUCCCUUCAUUUAUCUCAUUUCAGUUUAGUCAUCUUGUUCUGUGAUUGUACUGAUAGUCAUUAUUUACUAAACACCAGGCACUGGACAAUGUACUUUCCAUAGAUUAUAGAAUUUAUUCCUCACAACUGCCCACACGAGGUAAGUGCUGGCAUUAUACCUAUUUUACAGUGGAAGAAACCGAAGCUUAGAGAAGCUAAAUAAGUGACUUACAGAGCUCACACCCCCAGAACGUGUUUGUGCCAAGACUUAACCAACACAGCCUGAGUCUAGAACCUGUCUUCUUAACCAGUUAUACCAUACCGAUUCUCUACACCACAUUGUUGAGUGCUGAUUAUAAAAAAAUGAGUAAAUGAUGUAAAUAGAUACUCCACCUUAACUAAUAGUGAAUAAGGUCUUUGUAAAUGAGGAUCAUAGUGUUUUGGAGGUCCAGAGGCGUUAAAAAUUAGCCAGUUGAUUACUCUAGUGUUUAUAGGUGAGAAAAUGGUAGAACCAGAAAAAUUGUAUUAUAUGAUUUGGUCCAAGUUCAAACACCUACAACAUGUACAUAUAUGUCUGUAUAUGUAUAUACACAUACAUACAUGGAUACACAUGCAUAUAAUUGGUAGCUUGAUGUAGAAGUAUUUUAGAUUAAUGUUUCAGCUAAAGGGUAUUUUAGCAUAUGAAAAUAAAAUUUUUCCAGGAUAAUAUAAUUUAUUUUAUUUAUAUAUCAGAUUCUAUUCGCUUGCACUGUAAUUUACUAGUUGUGCUUGAUCUUUGUCACCGAAGUACCUAUAAUGUGAACAGAAUUUUCAACAAGACUUUAUAACCUUUGUCUUAUUUCCUACUCAACCAUUUUAGUACGCAAUAUGAA